This is a messenger RNA of Ruditapes philippinarum (Manila clam), 1280 nucleotides long. RefSeq names its product zinc metalloproteinase nas-14-like. The transcript is spliced from 6 exons. Gene Ontology annotation, molecular function: zinc ion binding; metalloendopeptidase activity. The record is from RefSeq and is a predicted model, not a curated record. Bases 241 to 1056 code for a protein of 271 amino acids. Gene Ontology annotation, biological process: proteolysis. Lineage: Eukaryota; Metazoa; Mollusca; Bivalvia; Venerida; Veneridae.
GGUGUGGAGUUGAGUAAAGGAUAUCUUAUAGAGGGUGAUAUUCGUAUAUGGCACGGUGCUCCCCCGCCAGACAGUUCACGAAAGGAUACAACUACAAAUCAAGAGUCCCUAAGUAAACCGUUGACAAAUUCUCUCCAGAUCAGAAAUUCUGCUGCAGAGCAGAUAUGGUUAGAGAAAAUUAUACCUUAUGAGAUAGACCCACUCUUCAAUUCAACUGAAAAACAAACGAUCCUUAAUGCUAUGGACGAAAUUAUGAGUGGAGUUAAUAGAUGUAUACAAUUUAUACCUAGAGAACAGCACAAAGACUUCUUAUACAUCGAUAGCCGUAAUUUAGAUUGCUCAAGUGAUAUUGGGAAGAAGGGAGGUAACCAGUCGGUCUCUAUUUCUCGAGCAUCAGAAUGUGUUUCUAAAGGCAUCAUUAUGCACGAGUUACUUCAUGCGCUAGGAUUGUGGCACGAGCAUACCCGUACAGAUAGAGACAAUUAUAUAGAAAUAAUUUACCACAAUGUCCGAGCAGGUCACGAUCAUGAUUUCGACAAGAAUUCUAACACUAAACUCCUUACUCCGUACGACUACUAUUCAAUCAUGCACUAUAAAAUCAACCAGUUCUCCAAAUUUGCCAGGUUGUACAACACUAUAAGAAUAUUACAACCAGGUGUCGAUGAGACGAAAGUUGGACAACGGGAAUAUCUUAGUGACAAAGACAAGGAAAAGAUAACCAUCUUAUAUCAAUGCAAAAGAGCACUGAGGACAUCAUUCAACGCGAGUCAUACAAACUUGCUGUCAGGUUUGUUAGCAAAAGGUCCAAAACCAAGUGAUCAGAACACGGCUUUUGGUGAUGUUGAGUUAAGUCAAAGUAAUAAUGUCAAAGUUAAUGGCCUCACACCAUCGGUACUCAACAACAUAGACCAAGAACGUGUGAUUACGCCGGUCAAACCAACAAUACGUACAAAUAUAGAAGUUGUUAGUGAAUCUGUUAUGAAUUUGUCAUCACGAAAACAAGACACACCUAUAAAGAUGAAUGGAACUGAAACAGCAGAAAUUGGAAAGAAAUGAAGUUCCAUUCAAACUGAUCAUUAUAAAAAUGCUAUUUAUUUUGUGGCUUUAAUUAUGAUUUACUAUGCUAAUUGCUACAUUUAAUGCAAAAUGUGUGUAAGAUUGAACGCGUACUAGUCGUUUAUUUGACGUGCAAAGAAUUUGUAAAAGAGAGUUAUUAAGAAAAACAAAGAUUUUCCUUCUUCCUGGUUCCUCUAAUUUACACAGGCCCUAUAGUGUUUACU